This is a messenger RNA of Miscanthus lutarioriparius, 1578 nucleotides long. NCBI's taxonomy places the organism in Eukaryota, Viridiplantae, Streptophyta, Magnoliopsida, Poales, Poaceae. The record is from the annotation of a GenBank genome assembly.
AUGGCCGCUGCGUUCGCCGCCGACACCGACCGCUUCGAUCCGCUGAACGCUGACGACGUCCGGUCCUACCUCCACAAGGCCGUGGACUUCGUCUACGACUACUACAAGUCCGUGGAGUCCCUCCCCGUGCUCCCGGGCGUCGAGCCGGGCUACCUGGUCCGCCAGCUCAAGUCGGCCGCGCCGCCGAACGCCGCCGCGCCGUUCGACGUCGCCAUGCACGAGCUGCGCGAGGCUGUGGUGCCCGGGACCACGCACUGGGCCAGCCCCAACUUCUUCGCCUUCUUCCCCGCUACCAACAGCGCCGCGGCCAUCGCCGGCGAGCUCGUCGCCUCUGCGAUGAACACCGUCGGGUUCACCUGGCAGGCCAACCCCGCCGCCGCCGAGUUGGAGGCGCUCGCGCUCGACUGGCUCGCGCAGCUCCUCCUCCUGCCCGACAGCUUCAUGAACCGCCACACCAGCGCUGCAGCUGCUGCCGCUGGGAGGGGAGGCACGGGCAAUGGCACUGCAGGCACUGGCACUAUAGGCGGUGGCGUCAUCCUCGGCACCACCAGCGAGGCGAUGCUGGUGACGCUCGUGGCGGCCCGCGACGCCGCGCUGCGCCGAAGCGGCUCUGACGGCAUGGCCGGGAUCACGCGGCUGACGGUGUACGCUCCUGACCAGACGCACUCCACCUUCUUCAAGGCGUGCCGUCUCGCCGGCUUCGACCCGGCCAACAUCCGGUCCAUCCCCACCGGCGCGGACACGGACUACGCGCUGGACCCGGCGAGGCUGCUGGAGGCGAUGCGGCGCGACGCGGACGCCGGGCUCGUGCCGACGUACGUGUGCGUGACGGUCGGCACGACGUCGUCGAACGCGGUCGACCCCGUGGGCGCCGCGGCCGACGCCGCGGCCGCGUUCGGCGCGUGGGUGCACGUCGACGCUGCGUACGCCGGCAGCGCGUGCAUCUGCCCGGAGUUCCGGCACCACCUGGACGGCGUGGAGCGCGUGGACUCCGUCAGCCUGAGCCCGCACAAGUGGCUGCUCACGUGCCUGGACUGCACCUGCCUGUGGGUGCGCGACACGCGGCGGCUCACCGAGUCCCUGGAGACCCGGCCGGAGUACCUGCGGAACGACGCCAGCGAGUCCGGCGCCGUCACCGACCUCAAGGACAUGCAGGUCGGCGUCGGCCGCCGCUUCCGCGGGCUCAAGCUCUGGAUGGUCAUGCGCACCUACGGCGCCGCCAAGCUCCGGCAGCACAUCCGCAGCGACGUCGCCAUGGCGAAGGUGUUCGAGGAGUGCGUGCGCGCCGACGACCGGUUCGAGGUCGUCGUUCCGAGGAACUUCGCGCUCGUCUGCUUCAGGAUCAGGUCGAGUGCCACCGCCGGCAUGACGGAGGAGGACGCCGAGGCGGCCAACCGGGAGCUCAUGGAGCGGCUGAACCGGAGCGGGAGGGUGUUCCUGGCCAACACCGUGAUCGGUGGCAAGUUCGUGCUGAGGUUCGCGGUGGGUUCGACGCUACAGGAGGAGAGGCACGUGCGGAGCGCGUGGGAUCUCAUUAAGAUGACCACCACCGAGAUCAUAAAGGGACAGAUGGAUUAA